Schistosoma haematobium is the source of this 10139-nucleotide messenger RNA. Its product is annotated as nitric oxide associated protein 1, variant 4. The record is from RefSeq and is a predicted model, not a curated record. Lineage: Eukaryota; Metazoa; Platyhelminthes; Trematoda; Strigeidida; Schistosomatidae. Gene Ontology annotation, molecular function: GTP binding. The coding region runs from base 8790 to 9323 and encodes 177 amino acids. The transcript has 6 exons.
CUUUCUUCAUAAAAAGUGGUUCUGUCUCCCUUACCUGAAAGAUUUCUUCCGAUUGUACCUUUGCGUUCCCUGAUUACUAGCACAUUACCUUACACCAAUAUCUUCGUUAUUGUUCUCUUUUUUUUUGUUGCGCUCCUUAGCUUUUUUUUUCUUUCUUUGUAUUCCUCUCGAAUUUUCAUUGUUUUGUGUGGCGCAUAUAUAUUGGCGCUCUCUUGUACCAAUAUUCAUGUGUCCAAAUAAAUAAAUUCCCCCUCCUUUACGCUUUUGUAUUCUGUCGGCCCUUACUAACGUAAAACCCCCGAAAACAAGUUCCAUACUAUCUAUAGCCUGUGUCAGCCAGGUUUCUGUAACUGCGAUUAUGUCUGGCUUUGUAGAGUCAAUCUGUACACCUAGUUCCGAUCGCUUAUUAAGUAAGCUCCGGGCAUUUGUGUAGCAGAUCCGAAGCCUAUUUAAUUGGCUUCGAGCUUCACCCAGAGUGGCUUCGGCAUCAUUCCCUGUCGAAGCCUCACAACCCGAAAAUUUACAAUUUUUAGGUCUUUUUCGCCAGCGUCUAACCUAAGUUGUAGUUCUUUUUCGGCUUCCUGUCUUUUUACACGGUCUGCCAACGGUAAGUCCUUUCGUAUAAAGACUCCUGAACCCUUUAAUUUGUGUCUAUUCUGUAAAAUUAGGUCACGUUCGUUCGAAGAGUUGAAUACUACUUUAAGCAGUCUGGAAUGAUUUAGUUUCAAGUCUGCUAGACUCCCUAGUCUGUACACCUUUAGCAAGGUGACCCCGGUGAUAUUUUGAGGCAUGAGUUGAUUGAGCAGCUGCUUAGUCAGCACAAUGUCAUGCUCAAAACGAGCUUUAGGUUCAGAGCUCUCGCUCUCCUUGAUUCUAUGAAAAAUAGCUGAUCUGUCGCUAUGAUCAGCCUUCGAUUUUACGACUACUUUCGCGGGGGUAGGAUUACCUUUUAUAUCGCUACUUUUUUUCUUCCUUACAACCUGUACCCACUCAUCAACCGUGCUGGGAGAAGCAACAACAGUUGCAUCAAACCUAGUGUUGGAUUCUGGGGGGUUGUCGACGACCUGAGAGGUCAGGUUAUGUUUACCGCUUGAAACUGACCGAGCCUUGUGAUCGCGGCUUCUAGGCGUUUCCGGCGGGAUCCCAUCUGGGAGACGGGGAACAGAAGAACCUACUUUCCUUGAUCUUUUGUUUAAGACAGGCCCCUUUGGAGACUGCUUUUCCUUCUUUAACCGGCGUGAGUCAUCUACCAUCGAAGUAACCUUAGUUUGCCUCAUGUCGAUUUGUGUGUCGACAGAUCGAGUGCUGUUUGACGUGUUCCGACUACGCUUGCUAAAACACUUCUUUGCAGCAUCAACCAGUGAGAUGGCCUCGGUUAACAGGCUGUUUGCAUCCGAACAGCACUGUUGACAAAGCCAUACGCAACCUUUCUUACUGAACCGUCUGAAAGCCGCAGGCGCUAAGUUCGUGCAAACUUCGUGGUACCAGCUUUUGCACUCGUCGCACUGCAUGCCGCUUUCAACGGGAUAACGACAACCCGGACGUUGGCAACUGCUUUUUUUACACUGUCGGUCAUUUUAGAAAAAGUCCUUUUCAAAAAGGAACGAGAUGCGAUGAUACUUAGAAACAAAAAAAUAAUCAAUGACCAAAAAGUGAAGAACUGUAGAUUGUUAGGACCAAAAGUACUAACAGAUACAAUUGAAAAUGAGGUACUUAAGAGUACCAACGACAAAACUAAUUGAGAGAACGGUAAAAACGGUACUCUAGUCGAAUACUUUAACUGAAAUGAAUUCAAUUAAAGUGAAAACAGUAGUCUUGAUACGUAAUAAACGAUCAAAACAAUGAAAUUUACUCAACGAGGAAAAAUACCACUGUAUUUUUUAAAAAAAAAAAUGCUUUUUGGGGGAAAAUCUCAAAAUAACCCUAAAAUCGGGCAUAUAUCUCUCAAUUGAUAUGUCUCUCACAUAGGGUCUAUUUUAUAUAAUCGUAAAUCUAUUUUAAGCUGUUUUUUGUGUGGAUCGGGAUUUUUUCCGCAACAGUCAUUGCCUCCAUUUCUAACUUCAUCGUAUUCCAUACAUAUAUAUGUAUGGAAUACGCAUGUGUGGCUACACAUAUGUGUAUCUAUCCAAGGGCAACCAAUGUCAAUAAUUUAGUGGACAUACGUCGUACUGUUCCCUUUUUCGCUAACUUGCAGAAGUGUAAACUCAACCUGUAGUUGCCAAGAUGACGCACGGAUGUUACUAUGCACGUAUUAGAAUAAGCUCUUCUGGUUAUUAGUAUACAAAGAUAGGUUUCAGAUGUCAGUGCUAACGCUCACGCUACCCAAAUUUACAAAUUCAGUUGUGAUUGAUGAUUCAUCACUGGGAAAUAAUGCAAAUGAAACAGUAAUUUAAUUAACAUUAACUAUGUGACAUUUUGGUCAAUUAAGGCUUGUCGUUAAGGCUCCUAAACCCUAGGUAGGUUUUGUUUAUGUUUUCUAAAAAUAGUACUCUUAGUAAGUCAAAAGAAAUCAACAGAUCUCGAAAGCCAUUUGAAAUGCAAUAUGUCCUAAUUAGAUACUUUAAAAGUAGCGUGCGACUUGCCUCACCAUUAAAUUACUUAUUCAAAGGCAUUUUCCUAUUCCACAAUUUUCUUGUCUUUAUUCUGGAGGAUUCAGAUUAUGACUAAUCUUUGAACUUAGAAGUGACGUUCGCAAUACCUAGGUCUUAGUUAUUGGUAAAUUAUUCUGUUCUUAGGUCUGUAGAGGAGUCCCUGAUAGUACAGACUGGUUUUCAAAUUUACCGCUUGUCAUGUAGUGAUGGGGCCUUAUAACGAACGAUCCAUUUCGCCAGUUUCAACUUAUCUCUCUUUAGUCGUGGUAAUAUGGUGCAGUUCCAUAAUAUGUCAACCGCCUGAUUGUUUAGACAUGUUGAAUCUCGUAUAAGGUCUGGAAUUGUGAUGUUUGUUCUCAGUAGUUAGUCUUUGUCAUAUUUGAGUCAAAAUGAUCCAGUCAGUCAACAUUGUUAACGAAGAGUGCGUUUGUAAUAGAAAUAAUGACAUUUGUAAAAUUUCAAUCAGUAAAACAUUGUAUUUGUGACGUCCUCCAACCUAGUUGGUUCUUCAGAAAAUAAAUCAAGUUAAACUGACUCAAGUCCAAAUAGAACAGAGUAAACAAGGCAGAGUAUUUGUAUUACAAUCAAAGUUAAGACUUAUCCAAGCAUGUUACGGUUAUGUAGUUUCAGGCACGGUAAUUCUUCGUGAGAAUUACUUGUAUGUACAUUAAUUAGCGGGGAAAAUGUGAAACUUGUUAUGUGAAAGUAUGCUCACUUUUUAACUGCUCGUUUUCAGCAAUUUCUUCAUGAAAAGUAAGCUUAAUAAUUUAUUUUUGUGAAUAAGUCAUUACAAGCUGCUCUAUAAUUCUAGGGAUUUAUCAUAUCUGGAGUUGUAACGCGUAUAGUUUACAGUUGACAUUAACUAUACAUGCCCAUUCAAUUUUUAUCACUACAUUCCAAGAACUAUUUGUCUAACAAUUAUUCAAACUCUUAAAUCUUCGUGCCAUAGUAUUUAUCUUGGUCAAAAAUAAACGUCAAGCUGUGAAGACAUUAAAUGUUGAGUUGAGCCGCUUAAGGAUAUUAAGAUAUCUAUGCGAAUCAGCUACUGUUAUUGCUUAAUAUUCUCCGGACACUGCUUCACCAGACAAGUUUUCAAAUCAGAACACGGUUGAAUAGGAACGAGAUUAUAUUCCACAUAACGAAGUUAAGUAUAAGUGACAGUCAUACUGUGAAAACGUUUAGUAAUUUUAUAAUUUAUAUAAUUUAUAUACCUUUUAACUCUGGUCGGCCAAAAACAGGUCAAUCAGCGUGUCGUAACAUCGUUCUGCUUGGAACAUGCAUUAAUCCAAACUAUGGUCUGCGGACGGGGAAUGUAUAAAUUCCUUAGUUAUUUUUGGAAGCAUAAAUAUUAUCAAUAGUGAAAAAUGUAAAUUAGUGCAAGUGGCUAAGAUAUACGGGUUAUCCUUUGGUUAAUUUUGAACUUUAUGCUUAUCCAUGCUUUCCUCUUAUUUCUUCUGAACUACUAUUCUUAUUUUUAGUUUUGAUUUGCCGUUAGUAUCAUUUUUAUUGUUUGCACCUUUUUCGCAAUCUGUUAGUUUCUUCUCACUCCAUUGAUAUGUGAUAACUUUAAUUGAUAAACAUUUGCAUCAGUUCAUGCAUUUAUGCUUGCUCAUCUGUUCGUUGAUCUUCACCAAUUGCGUAACAAUUUGAAUAGUCUCACAUUUGUGUUUCAAGACGGAGUUUCUUCUCAGCAAUAUUCGUUAUUCAGAAUUAAAGUUAAUAUUUGUACUAUUUUCGCCGUUUGCUUUUUCACUAACCGCCUUCAUCAUUUAUGUUUUUCAGGACGUCAUAUUAGUCACCAGUAGUUCUUUAUCUAUCACCAAUGUAUUGUUUAUUUUUUCUUGUUCCAGAUUCCUUGAUAUUCAAACUUAUCAUAUUAAAGUGUUGUUCAAGAUUCCCUGAGACAAGAAUAUUCCAACUAUCCUAUUUAGUUAAUUUAUUCGAUUGUAAUUAAGUAGAACUAUGGGUUGUGUUUAAAGUUUGUUGAUUGUAAUUGCCAUUUACAAUAAAUUAAUUUCUUUGUAUGAAUUAUCCAAUUAAGAUUAUUCUUAUAUAAAACUAUCAUCCUUUUGUUUGUAAGACAUGAGACUUCCGUUUGCUUAAAAAGUACCUUAGUUACUGUCGAUUAGCUGAACUUAGUCCUCAGUUCCGCCUAUGUCAACUGUCAGCAGAAGUUAGACGAACUAUGUUUGUGUCGCGGUUAGCACUUGUAUCAAAGGGAGUGCCCAAAAUUAUUCGUCUAUGUGGCAAGAAAUUUGCGUACAAAAUAAAUACAAAAGAACAACAGUGUUAUAAAGCAUUACUUUCCGAAACCUGGGAAUCGGUUUCUCAUCAGCACUUUCCAAAUGCAGAAUCCUCAACAGUUUUAGAAGACAGAAAUGUAGAUGAUCUUCCUGUUCAGAGUUCCAGGAGUAAAACUACGGACUUUACAAGGACCCUUGCCCCAGAGGAUUUGAACAAAAUUUAUUCUGACGAAGAUCCAUCAUUGCCACCUUUGUCUAUUACAUGCUCAGGAUGUGGAUCACCGUUACAUAGUAAAGCUGCAGGAUAUCCAGGUUUCAUACCCUCGACUGAAUAUAAAAGCAUUAUGUCCAGUACGGGGCGGUCACUUUCUCGUUCUAAAUACAGAAAACCUGUGCUCACUCUUUGUGUACGUUGUAAUCUACUUCAAAAACACACUGAAGCGUCGAAAGUAUAUACUUUUGCAUAUUAAUCCUAAAUAGAAUUUAGGAAACAAUAAAUGAGUCAUCUUUUCUGACUAAAGUAACCCAGGAAAUACAAAAAUACGAAGAUGCGGUUUUAAUCGUUAUUGCCGAUGUGGUUAACCUUCCACAUUCUUUGAUUCCGGAAUUACAUACAGAAUUAAAGGGCAAAAGGUUAGUUCUAGCUAAUUAUUGUUUUCAAUCCUAGGUAUGUGCUCGUUGGUAACAAGGCUGACCAGUUACCAGGUGAUGGACCGCAUUUCAUAGAGAGGUGGUGUUCAGCGUUGUUGGAAGCAGCGAUUUCGAGGAGCAAAAUACCAGAAGAGAAUAUUAAUCACAUCUCCAUCAUUAGUGCAUUGACUGGUUAUGGUAUACCAGAACUAAUCGACUUCCUGUUAUCUAAACGUUUUCAUUGUAAAAGUCCAAUAUAUUUGAUAGGUUCUACAAAUGUCGGAAAGUCUAGUUUAUUCAAUCGUUUAUUAUUGUCAGAUUUAUGUAAAUCAGAAGCCAAAGAAUCUAUUCAUCGAGCUACAAUAUCUUCGUGGCCAGUUAUCCUCAACAAAGGUCAUCAUUAUUAAUUCAGAUGUCAGCUUUAUUGAUUCAUGUCAUGUUUACAGUUAACAACUGGUAUACCAAUUCCAGUCAACAUAGUUCAAAACAACUUAGAAAUAAUUAGUGGAAAUAAAAUACUCACGGUCAAGAAAUAGCAGAAAUUUGUGUUGUCAUGGUCAAUUUUCACUGUGUUAACAUGUAAUUUGUAUUUCUAUCUUGAUUGUUGAUUAUUUAUCCGUUAUUUCAAUCGGGGGUUAGUAAAUACCCCAUUGAUAACUACUAUUCAGUACAUAACUUUCUUAUAAUAGUCUAUGCUUGCACUAUAAUUCUACUGUUCAGGUACUACAAUGGGCCUCUUAAGUUUUCCAUUAACCUUAAUGAAUUCAGCUAAACGUGGUCAGCGUAUACAAUCACGUUAUGAACAAUCAUAUCAAAAGACUAUACAAAAUAGAGAAUGCAGUUCAUCACAUGGUUUCCGAUAUUUGAAACCAAAAGAAAUUGUUUCUGGUAUUUGUGACAAACGGUCGGCAAACUAUUAUGCAGCAAAAAAGGCUCGUGAAACGCUGCCGGAUUUGUCUACUAUGCCAACAUACACAUGGAAACCUAAUGAAAAUUCAAAUUCCAACAAAUCUGGGAUUUGUGUUGGUAGUGAGUUCGGAUUAGAACAGUUGGCUUCUGAGUUAUUUUCUGGAGAUAUUUUCAUUGACAAAGCUUCUUGGGAUGGAGAUCAAAGUACUCGAUUACUAACAAAUAUAUUGAAUCCAAGAUAUUUCAAUGAUCAUGCAUGGUGUUAUGAUACUCCAGGUGUUUUUUGUAAAGACCAGGUAAUUCUUAUUCUUGUAAACAUUUUGAUUUGAUAUAAUAAGUUUAAAUAUUAGUCACUAGAUGAUUAGAUAUACAUAUCAAAAUGUGUAGAUUUACUAUAGGAUUGACCCAAUCUGGACUUAGAAAACAACUUUUGAAGUUUUGCGCAAAAGUAGAUGAUUCUUACGUUAUAUUCUAUGAAAAGCCUUUGAAUAAUUGAUAAGAAAAAACUUUUUUUACUGUCAUACAUGAGAAACGACAAUGUAGGAAAAAAAGCACAAGAAAUACAUACUUUUGACGAUCCAACUCUCCAGGAAACUACUUUAUAAGUGAGUUCACCGAACUACAACGAGCUGGCAGCUUGGUAUUGCUAAAAUCUAUCACUAUUUCCACCCAAAUAUUGGUAUCUGAUAUCUCCAUCUUACUUACUGUAGAGAAUUUAUUCAUUCAAGAUUUUGUGGACGAUGUGGAAUUCCAUCUAAAUUUAUUUGCAAAAAGAAGCAUUCGCACUCAAAUAAGUGAGAUUCUGCGAUGGUAUUUCUCUUAAAUAUAUAAUUAGAAAACUGAUAAUAGACCUUGAAAAUCUAGCAAGUCUUCCAAUACCGCUGUACUCUUACAGGUUAAAAUACUUCUCUGAGGGGAGUUUCGAUUUAUAUAGACUCUCUCUAUAUUGAUUGAAAAGUGCCUUCAAAAUCACACGAUCAUUGUUAACAUUACUACCGAACCAACCCUAUGGUAUAUUGUCACCGUUACUAUAAUCUCUUUUUACCCUAUGCUGACCAGCACAGGGAUUGGUUGGUGUUAGUGAAACAUAGAUUGGAUUAAAGCAUGCUUCGUGCGCGAUUGUGUUGGUGUACGCUGAUUGGCUAUUUCUUAUUCAAUCAGUGCUAGUCUAUAAAUAUACUAACGUUUCUCUUAUUGUGCUUCUUAUUUGGGAUGUAAUUUCUUUCCUGUUAAACCGUGUUCUGAUUUUGGGACUUGUCGAGUGAAUAGGUGUCCAAGAAUACUAAGCAAUAGGAAUAGCUGGGUCGUAAAAAGAGAAAAUUAUAACAGUUGGGAAAGGACUAUGUAAAGCAAAAUCAAGAUGUGAAAUCAGUGCAUACAGUUUUUGACUGAUAGUAUUAACUAGCUAGAGGGGUUAACAAGACAAACACAUAGUUGGAGAAUUUAAGUGAUGCAGUUCAAAAUCAGUCGCAGUGACACGGGAAUAUUCAUUCUUUCAGUAUCCUUUGAAUUUCAAACCAAGUAAUAUUUCAUACUUAUGUACUAUUUUGCUAAGUCGGACACUUGUUAAGUAUGAUGACGAAAUGAAAGUUUUAUAUAUCAUAUCAAUGUAAUUAAUAUUUAACUAAUCACCUCUUAUCAUACCACGUACUUGUUUAUAUGACCUGAAAACACAUUUCUAUCAGACAAUUUAGUUGUGUCCUUGUGGAUGUGUCAAGCGUUGUUGUUUGUUUUUUUCGUCUCGUUCUUUCAAAUAAGUAACCCAGUUUAUUCUCUUUAUCAUUUACCUAACACAUACAAGCACAUUUUGACUUGUAAUUGAGUUAUAAAGGAAAAAAAAUAGAUAAGCAAAUUUCCGAAAUUUUAAGUUAAUUAUAAAAUGUACCAUUGAUAAUUAGUAAAAUUAUUAGUUCACAACAAUUAAGGAAAAUUAUUUUGCACCAAAAAUUUAAUUACCUGAAACUCUUAGUUCACCAUUAAUAUAUCUUUGACUUGAGCUCUAUAGUUUGCAAACAUUUGCUCUUGUGUUAAUUAAAAGACUUAAUUUGAUAGUAAUCUUUAAUACGCGCAGAAGUAAUUUAAAGAAAAAAAAUAUAUUAAAACUGCUCAGUUAUGAGUUAUUUUCUUUUGGAGUAAUUUUUUCUCACAAAGUCUAAAGGGAAAUAAAUCUUGUUCCACUAUUUACCCCAUGCUUAUCGUUUCACUGAAUUCGAUCAGUCGCAGUUGAUAUACUGAUUCCCUGAUAUUGAACGCAGUUACAAGUAUGUUUUCGGGAAGUGACUAACAGCAAGAUUCGGAAUGGGAGGAAUUUCGUUCUGUGUGGGUUAUUUUACCGACAAAACAAGCUAUUGUCUGUCUGGAUUCAAUAGCUUAAUAGAUAAUUCUUAACUAUCUCUCAUCAAACUUAUUACAUUCUAUGACUAAUUACAAAUCAGAGGGAACUGGUAUUUUCCACUUACCGAAUGGUGUAAAUAAUAAAGUUUUAAUUCCUCGUACAUUCGUCAUGCGGCCAGGUUUGACACUUUUAAUGGGAUCACUUGGUCGUUUAGAUGUUUUGAAAGCUCCAAGUUCUGUUUAUCUUACCACUUUUUCUCAUCUUCCAAUUCAUAUUGUAUCUACAAAAGAAGUUGAUGAGUAUAAAAGUCGAUUCUUCAAAUUUCUUAUGCCAAAAAUUAAAAAUAAUUCUGUAUAUACUGAUAAUAAUUACAAUAAUACAGCUGGACCUUGUGGUUUACUACCACCAAUGCAAUCAAAAAAUCUUGAUCCUAUUGAAACUUUACCUAAUUUAGAUCAGUCCAACAUAGAUGUUGUUUUAUCCGGAGCAGGUGAGUUAUUUCUUAUUCUCAUGAAUUUAAAUUACAUUACACGUUACUUAUAUAGGCAUUUAAUCUAUAUAUUUUUAAUUAACAGAAUGAGGAUUUGUGGAGAUUGUAGUAAUUUUAAUAGUUGAAUUCAUGAGUCGAUCUGCGCUACUCCACCAUUUAAAACUUGGAAGCACUGGAUAGCCGUUUCGUCCCGGUAUAGGACUCCUCAUUAGUGCAUGCCCAAAAUCCCACACCAAGCGAACUCGAACCCAGGACCUUCGGUCUUGCGUGCGAACGCUUAACCUCUGGACCGCUGAGCUGGCAUCCAAUGGUGUUAAUAUCUCUUUAAUCGAUUUCGACCAUGUAUAUUUUACUUACAACUAUUGUGUGAUGGGGAUUUGAAGACGAGAAAUGAAAGUUACUGGAAUAACGUAUUUUGUUUGUUGGAAGUGAUUGUAAAUGCAUGUCUAAAAUAUCAAGGGACCAGAUGCUUACCCUUUUUUCUUGAAUCCUUGUCACACAGUUAGAUACACUCAACUGAAACAAUUUGGAACAGAAGUGAUUUCCUGUAGAACUCAAAUAUUUUAAUCAACUGAUCAUUAAAGUCAUCAAUACCAUCCUAUUCAACUACUCACUGUGUCCACUGGAUACGGAUUUGACUCCACUGGUCAUGAGUUCUCAUAGAUCGAUUGAAGCUAGACAUUGACACCGUUGGAUGCCGGCUCAGUGGUCCAGAGGUUAGGCGGUUGCACAUAAGCCCGAAGGUCCUGGAUUUGAGUCCCUUUGGCGCGGGGUCGUGAAUGUGCACCAAUGAGGAGUCCCAUACCAGGACUAAAGGGCCGUUCAGUACUUCCAGGUUUUUAAUGAUGGUCUAGAUUAGACUGACUCGUUUUUAGUCCUUAUACUUCUUCUGGGAAGUGUAAUAGUUAACUAUGCUAACUAACUAUUCAAGCAAAAUAUAG